AUGGCUGAAGACUUCAAGAAGUAUCUGGCGGGCGAGGUUCUAAAUGAGCAGCGAACAGUAUCCUACCGCACUCUCUCGCGAGCCUUGAAAGUGCAUGUCAAUGCCGCAAAAUGCAUGCUCUACGAAUUUUACGACUUUCAGAAUACGAAGAAGCCCCAAUCGGUCUAUGCUACCUAUCUUUUAUCGGGGAUAAAGAAGACACCGACACUUGCUGUGGUCACGAAUGGGACCGCGAGAAGACACGUAUCCGACGACGAUCCAGACGAACAUAUUCCUUCAAGUCCACCUCCAUUCACCAGCUCGAUGCUCGAACCAAGCCAACAGAGUAGUCACGUUGAAGAAGAGGAGGUACAACAACUGCCUGUACGAACUAUCACGCUGGUGAGGGAAGAGACUCUGGAAGCGGUGAAAGAAGAAUACGAAACCAUCACAUCCAUACACAUCUACAGCCUUUCUCCUACGCGGCUACAAGAUCUUGUUACGUUGACCGAUAUCAGUCGAAGUCUAUUCAUAAAUGGCAUUGCGGCUGAACAUAGCAAGACCUACGGUCUGAUUCAGAACCCGGAUGUCCGGCGGCGGAAAGGCAAGAGACCGGUCAUUCUGCGAGGACCUGCAUCAAAAUCUCAACCUAUCAAAGAGGAGAACAAGAAGACUCUGUUCAGCAGCACAAAACAGACUCCUAAAGGAUCGGCUGCUGCUCCACCUGUCAAAUCCGAAGAACACUCACGCCCCAGUUCUCGCGACAGUACCUCGACCUCCAGCUCCAGCAAACAGCCGACCCUGAGACGAGAUGCGUCCGACCUCUUUAAAGCCUUCGCCAAACACGGUCGUCCAAAAUCAACACCUGCCGCCACUCCAAAGUCUACCAGCCAAGACCCAGACACAAUCAUGAAUGACGCUGAUGAAGGUGAGUCUGAAGACGAAGCACUGUUCCUCGACACUGGGACACGAAAAUCUGCGACCUCAAAAAAACGAUCCAGCGAUAUAAAGAAGGAGCGCGAAGACAAGGCCGCGAAGCUGCGCAAGAUGAUGGAAUCUGACGAUGAAGAGGAAGCCGCCGCGCCCAGAGUGGAAGAGGCAACCGGCAUGGAAAAUGACGAGCCUCCAGCCGCGAAGAAGGGCACAGACGUGGACACGGUGGCAAAGGACGACGGAGAUGACCAAGUGGCGUGGUCAGAUUCGGACACCGAGAAGAAACAAGCAUCCAACGGAGAAAAGUCCGAACAACAAGGCGCAGCCACGGCGCCGCCCAUACGGCGUCGGCGCGGCAAGCGUAAAGUGAUGCGAAAGCGCACGACGAAGGAAGACGGCUACCUCGUGACACGGGAGGAAGCAGUGUGGGAGAGCUUCAGCGAGGACGAACCCGAACCCCCUCCGCGGGCGAUCAAGAAGGAAGCGCCGAAGAGCAGCGCGCCCAAGACGCACAGUCAGGGAUCAUCCAGUAGUCAGGCCCAGAACCAUACCAGCAAGACAGGGCUGGGAGGGAAGAAGAAAGGGCUCGGGGGUGGAGGGAACAUUAUGAGUUUCUUCGGGAAGAAAAAUGCAUAA
This is a messenger RNA of Cladophialophora bantiana CBS 173.52, 1548 nucleotides long. RefSeq lists its product as uncharacterized. Gene Ontology annotation, biological process: nucleotide-excision repair, DNA gap filling; DNA synthesis involved in UV-damage excision repair; DNA strand elongation involved in DNA replication. Gene Ontology annotation, cellular component: nucleus; delta DNA polymerase complex. The record is from RefSeq and is a predicted model, not a curated record. The transcript is spliced from 2 exons. Bases 1 to 1548 code for a protein of 515 amino acids. Gene Ontology annotation, molecular function: DNA-directed DNA polymerase activity. Lineage: Eukaryota; Fungi; Ascomycota; Eurotiomycetes; Chaetothyriales; Herpotrichiellaceae.